Aspergillus alliaceus is the source of this 4430-nucleotide messenger RNA. RefSeq names its product SH3 domain protein. NCBI's taxonomy places the organism in Eukaryota, Fungi, Ascomycota, Eurotiomycetes, Eurotiales, Aspergillaceae. Gene Ontology annotation, molecular function: protein binding. Gene Ontology annotation, cellular component: ESCRT-0 complex. The record is from RefSeq and is a predicted model, not a curated record. The transcript is spliced from 3 exons. Bases 434 to 4066 code for a protein of 1210 amino acids. Gene Ontology annotation, biological process: protein transport to vacuole involved in ubiquitin-dependent protein catabolic process via the multivesicular body sorting pathway.
GUUCCUUACACCUCCGUGUCUCCUCUCGUUCCCCCUUCACUACUCUCUCCCAUACUAUUCCCCUCCCUACGUUUUUCUUCCUUUCCUUGGCAUUGUUUCUGGAUUUGGUAUCCUGCCGGGAUUUAUUUCCCACUGAUCUCAGUAAGUAAUUCAACUUGAACCCUCAUCUGUUGGAGGCGAUUGCUAGCCUCAGGGUUUAUGCUGUGACGUACGUCAAACCAGGCUGACAUAUUUUCGGUUGCUUCUUUCUAGUUAUCCUGGAAUUAAAUCUCCUAUUCCCCGCGAAGCAUCCCUACAUAUGCCCCUUUGCAUGAAGGCUGCAUAAAUCGGUGCUUCACUACGUGCAAACUGUCUAGUGUCGGUGUGGUGUACGCUCCUCUACUAUUUACUUACAUACCGUCCCACAUCUCCGCGACAGGGCCCGGCUUGCCAAAUGUCUAGCCCACCGUUCACGGUCAAAUCGGUCUUCGAGUAUUCGUCGAGCCACGAGGAUGACCUAACAUUUGCAAUCGGCCAAAUUAUCACCGUCACUGCGGUAGAAGAUGCGGAGUGGUACUAUGGCGAAUACACAAAUGAGUCGGGCAGCAAGGUAGAAGGCAUCUUCCCAAAGAACUUCGUGGAGAGGUACGAGCCUCCUGCUCCCCCACGGCCGACGCGCCCAAGUAGAGCAAAGAAGGAAGCCGAUGUCGCCCCUCCUCCCGCCCCCGUACCAGUCGAGAUUCCGGUUGAGAGCCAUCCCCCGCCGGAGACCGAGGUAGAGGAUACCCCUGUGGCUGAGCCAAAGAGCAUCCCCAGACCUCCCCAGUCGCCUCCGCCUCCUUCAGAAACUUCACCUAUUGAUGUUGAGUCCCCGCCCAAGCCAGCACCUGCUCCAGCGUACCAGCCGCCGUCACCCGAAGCAAAAGAGCCUGCUCCAAAAGCUUCGCCGAAGCCCCUACCCCCGGCAGUUGCUGAUAAACCUGCCGCGUCAUCAUUUAGGGAUCGCAUUGCAGCAUUUAAUAAACCGGCGGCACCCCCGAUUGCGCCUUUUAAGCCGGGGGGCUACGGCUCGGGGGGCUCUAAUUCGUUCAUUAAGAAACCGUUUGUUGCACCGCCACCUAGCAAACAUUCCUAUAUACCCCCAAUUAGGGAGCCUCCCCCAAAGGUGUAUAGGAGAGAAGAGGAUCCAGAGCUCCAGGAAGGCGUUCUGCGCGAGCCGCCCGUUUCUGAGAGCCGGCCUGCCCCGAGCGAGAGCACCGACGAUAAAGAGCAAGACCAACCCAAGCCGACAAGCUUGAAAGAGCGGAUAGCUCUUCUGCAGAAGCAGCAGCUGGAGCAAGCUGCCCGUCAUGCUGAAGCUGCGCAAAAGAAAGAAAAGCCGAAGAAGCCCCCUCCGAAGAAGCGCACAGAGUCGCAUGAGGGACCCGUCCCUACAGAGGACUCGUAUACUGAGAGGCCGGACUCUAUGGAAUCUGCACGGGACCAUAGUGUUGACACUGUGAAGCCCGAGGCCGUCCCUGUGCCACAGCCACCACUGUCUCCGCCCCCUGCACGGGACACGACGAGUGAUGCCAACGACGCUGACGACUCUGCUGCUGCUGACAUUGAAGAUGCGGAGGAGACUUCUACAAGCAAGGAGGACUAUGACGAGCGUGCUCGUACUGAAUCUCGUCGUGUAAUUCAAACUCAGGAUCAGAAGAAGGAAGGAGGUGAGAAAGAUGAAGAAGAUAAUGAAGAGGAGGGGGCGGAGGAAGAGGAGAUCGACCCAGAGGUGAAGCGCAGAAUGGAGCUACGUGAAAGGAUGGCUAAGAUGAGUGGUGGAAUGGGUAUGAUGGGUUUCUUUGGCCCUCCUGGUGGGAUGCCUGUUCCUGGUGCGGCUCCUCGUAAGCCAAAGGCGGCUACGGAAGAGAGGAAGGAUAGAGACGCGGAGCCCAUUUCGCCAGCCGCUGCACCACCGGUUCCCGUUAUGGCUCUUCCGGGAAUGAAUGCCCCCAAGCCAGCUGCUCCUCCAGCGGUGGAAAAAGAGGAUGAAGGGGCCCCAACUACUCCCUUGGCGGAACAGCAUCCUGCGGAAGAAGUCCCUGACGUCGAGGAAGUUGUCCAAGAAGAGCCUCCUCGCCCUGUGCCAUCUGACAAAGCACCAGCACCUCAAGACCGUCCGGCACCUCCUCUUCCCCCUCUGGAAACUCGGCCUGUUCCCCCUCCUAUCCCACAGGAUCAGCCCCUAUUCCCCCGACCGGUUCCUGAACCCCGUCAGGUUCCUCCUGCGAAGAACUCCACGUCCGGCGACCCGGGUGAUGAGUCGGAUGAUGAGCUCUCGGUGCACGCCCAAAACCUGUCUCUGCAUGCUCCAGCAGCUGACCAGCCUGCAUCUCCUCCAUCUGCCCCGGCACCUCCAAUUCCUGACCAUAUUGAUUCCCGUCGUUUGUCAACCUACGAUGCCACGUCUCCGAAGUCACCUACACUUUCUUCUGAGAAGAGGCUUAGUCGCCAACCCCCGCCAAUCCCAGCAAACCCACCCAUUCCAUCGCAAACUCGGCCACCUCCUCCGCCUCCUGGUGAUCUUCGUCGUAGGUCAACCGCCGAUAGCCGUGUUAGCGCAGCCUCGCAACCUCGCCAAGCCGGUGAGGAAGUGGAAGGUGAAGUCACGGAGUAUGACGGUGAUUAUGACACAGACAUCGCGUCUGGGGCAAAAUUUAAAGAUGCAUUGAAAGCCCAUGGACGGGAUUCAAGCAUUGAUGAAGGUACCAUGACCGAUGAUCAUUCUCUUCAGUCUCCACGAAGUCCCCAUGAGACCCGACUUCCGCCACCGCCUCCUCCAUCCGCACCCAGAGCAGUCCCACCACCGCCCCCUGUUCAACCACCCAGAAGCGCUGGCAGAGCUUCUGUGGAGUCUCCCAGAGGACCCCCACCGCCCCCCCCUCACAGAGAGCUGUCUUACGGCGGCGAUGAUGAUGAGUACGAUCCUUACCGUUACACCGCUCCCCAACAUGGGGUGCCUCCCCCAAGAGCGCCGCCUGUAUCCGCGGAGCGACGACCGGUAGUGCCACCCACUGCCCAGCCAGAGGAUACGGGAGAUGAUUCGGAUGACUUGUACGAAGGAUCUCCAGUACAGUCACCGCCGCUCCACCCCGUUCCUACAUCACCUGAGAGGCGAACCUCCAUGGCACCUCCACCUCCACUCCCCAACAUGCCUCCCCCUAGCGGUGCUCCUCAAGCACCUCCCACGUCACGGAGCAACCGUGCAUCGCUUGAUAUUCCGAGAGGCCCGUCUAAUUUGCGGAGGUCUAUGGACAUAAGCCGUCCUUCUGUUGAUCAGGGUUACAUCGCUAUGGAUGUUGAUUUGGCAGAACGCACACUGUGGUGGGCACAACCAAACACUCCGCCACCUGCCUUCCAAAAUCGGAAUGACGUUCUAUUCGAUUUUGAAGAUUCUAGUUCUGUAAAUCACAGCGGCAACACCGCCAUUACUAAGGAUGUCUAUAUCCUAUUCAUCGACUACUCUCAGACUAUAAUCACUGUGACCUUUGAUCCCCGGAAUCCCUCCGAUGCAAAUUUGGAGCAGCGCCAUGAAGCGCCUCCUCUUCAACCUCGUCAGGAUCAGCUCGAGAACGCGCAUGUCCAAAUUGGCACACGCAUCGCAGCUGCUGUGAAUGGCAUCCAGAAUACAACUGUUGCAGAUGGCACCCCAUUCGGUCUGAUUCAACACCUUCUCAGCCCCCUUUCAGAUGCGCUGCGGCCUGUUGGCUCACGUGCCUACGGUGCCUUGGUCUAUUCCAAUCUAGCCAACGCCUCCGUGCAGCAAAAUGAUGAAAUCCGUGCCGGUGAUAUCGUCAGCUUUCGCAACGCACGCUUCCAAGGCCACCGUGGAACAAUGCACCAGAAAUACAGCGCCGAAGUAGGCAAGCCUGAUCACGUUGGCAUCGUCGUCGACUGGGAUGGUACCAAGAAGAAGAUCCGCGCCUGGGAACAGGGUAGGGAAAGCAAGAAAGUCAAAGUAGAAAGCUUCAAACUCAACGACCUGCGCAGUGGAGAGUGCAAGGUCUGGCGAGUAAUGCCUCGAAGCUGGGUUGGCUGGGGCAAAUGAGUUGGAAGUGCGGCUAGAUUCGACUGAUGAAUAAUACGUGGAAUGGUAUGGGAGGCAUUCUGUUUUGUUCAUCGUUUAUCUUUCUCUUCGCAAUCCCUUCGGGGAAUUAUAUCGAAAGUGCAGGUGUUUGAACAGAAGAUGAGUAAAUGAUUUGAUUCUGGUAUAUGCUAAUCUCGCAUAGUACAUCCAUGAGCUGCAGCCAUAUCUACUGGGUUGACUUGUGCAUGACUCUAGCUCUUAUGUUCUGCUCAGCUCUUUGUAUGUAUGUAUUGAUGUUAAUCACUAUGUUUGAAUAUGUAAAGCUCUUGCGUUAUCUGUUAUCUCUUAGUAGUGGCAAUUGAAUUAUAUCACUCUUCACUUCACA